AAUACAAGAAGAACUUACCAAUUUAGUCAUUGCUCAGAUCCAGACGAGUGCAGUUGUGUUCGUUAAGGUUUCCUACGUAAACCCCAGGGAUAUUAAUCGGCACUUCCUAUCUUAGGAAAUAUUACAUUCGAUUCCCAUUAAUACGGAAGAAAGAAACAGCAUCAUCAACCAUGGCACCUAAAAUCAAGGCCGGACCGGUGGUGGACAUCCUCGGCGAUGAGAUGACCCGCAUCAUCUGGGACUCGAUCAAGGAGAAGCUGAUUAUGCCAUUCUUGGACAUUGAACUGCACACGUACGAUCUGGGCAUCGAGAACCGGGACAAAACCAACGACCAGGUGACGAUCGAUUGUGCCGAAGCCGUCAAGAAGUACAACGUCGGUAUCAAGUGUGCCACCAUCACUCCGGACGAGGCCCGUGUUAAGGAGUUCAAUCUCAAGCAGAUGUGGCGAUCUCCGAACGGAACGAUUCGAAAUAUUCUCGGUGGUACGGUGUUCCGGGAGGCUAUCAUUUGCAAGAAUGUACCUAGACUGGUGCCCGGUUGGGAGAAACCGAUUGUCAUCGGUCGUCAUGCUCACGGUGAUCAGUACAAGGCUACGGACUUCGUUGUCCCCGGUGCUGGUAGUUUGGAAAUCAAGUUCACUCCCACCGCAGGGGGAGAACCGAUAAGCUACGUUGUGCACCAGUAUAAGGGACCAGGUGUUGCCAUGGCCAUGUACAACUUGGAUGACUCAAUCAUCGAUUUUGCACAUUCGUCCUUCAAGGUUGCCCUAGAUCGCAAAUUUCCACUAUAUUUAAGCACGAAAAACACUAUUUUGAAGAAGUACGACGGACGCUUCAAAGACAUUUUCCAGGAUAUUUACGACAAGGACUACAAGAAGCAGUUCGAAGCUGCAGGAAUUUGGUACGAACAUCGCCUCAUCGAUGACAUGGUGGCGUACUGCAUGAAAGCGGAAGGUGGAUUUGUGUGGGCUUGCAAAAACUACGACGGUGAUGUCCAAUCGGACACCGUGGCACAGGGUUUCGGAUCAUUGGGUUUGAUGACGUCGGUGUUGGUAUGCCCGGAUGGAAAAACCGUAGAAGCUGAAGCCGCCCACGGUACCGUAACACGUCAUUUCCGUUUCUACCAGCAGGGCAAGGAAACCUCGACCAACCCGAUCGCAUCGAUCUUCGCCUGGACACGGGGUCUGUUGCACCGUGCCAAGCUAGAUAACAACGCUGAAUUGAAGAAAUUUGCCGAAACAUUGGAGAAGGUCUGCAUCGACACGAUCGAGGCUGGCUUCAUGACCAAAGAUUUGGCCAUUUGCAUUAAGGGUAUGGCCAAUGUUACCCGGGCCGAUUACCUGGAGACGUUCGAGUUCAUGAACAAGUUAGGUGAUAAUCUGAAAGCUGCUUUGGCUUAAGCUAGUUUCCAAAACGCAGCGAAUCCGCUUCGGGAUAGGUAUUAAGCAGUACUAUAUAAAUAGAAUAAGCGGGUCGGCUGAAACUCUCAGAGAAUAUUAUGAUGAACAAUUUUACAUAUUUGUUGGAAAAUAAACUCACCUUUUGUAGAAUCGGAA
Molecule: messenger RNA, 1556 nt
Organism: Malaya genurostris
Lineage: Eukaryota; Metazoa; Arthropoda; Insecta; Diptera; Culicidae
Gene: Idh
Product: isocitrate dehydrogenase [NADP] cytoplasmic
Exons: 2
Coding region: 171-1400 (409 amino acids)
Biological process (GO): isocitrate metabolic process
Cellular component (GO): cytosol; peroxisome; mitochondrion
Molecular function (GO): magnesium ion binding; NAD binding; isocitrate dehydrogenase (NADP+) activity
Source: RefSeq, a predicted model, not a curated record